UUUACAUACUUACACAGGCAUCAUGAAGGUUCUCGUGAUAUGCGCAUUGCUCGUGGUGGCGGCCCAAGGCCGCAUCAUGGCUCCACCGUCUCUGAAACCACUGUCUGACGAAAUGAUAAACUUCAUCAACAACCUCAACACCACAUGGAAGGCCGGCAGGAACUUCGACGAAAAGGUUCCCCUCAGCUACAUCAAGGGACUGAUGGGCGUCCACCCCGACAGCAAGAACUACAGGCUCCCGCUUCACUACCACACGGAGAUCCCCGAUGACCUGCCCGAAUCUUUUGACGCCCGAGAGCAGUGGUCCAACUGCAGCAGCAUCCACCUCAUCCGGGACCAAUCCGAGUGUGGAUCAUGUUGGGCAUUCGGAGCGGCGGAAGCCAUGUCCGACCGAAUCUGCAUCCACACCAACGGAAAAGUCCAGGUGAACAUCUCAGCCGAGGACCUGCUUACAUGCUGCAAUAGUUGCGGGGGCGGAUGCAACGGAGGAUUCCCUGCUGCCGCUUGGCACUUUUACGAGAAAGAAGGCGUCGUUACCGGUGGUCUCUACGCUACCGACGACGGCUGCCAGCCUUACUACUUCCCGCCAUGCGAGCACUACGGCACGGGACCACUGCCUCCGUGCAAGGGAAUCAAGCCAACGCCCAAAUGCGUACGUGACUGUCGCAAAGGGUACGAGAAGAGCUACAGCGUGGACAAACACUACGGCAAAAAGGUCUACUCAAUUUCCCAAGAUGAGAGCCAGAUCAAGACUGAAAUAUUCAAGAAUGGACCAGUGGAAGCAGACUUCAUGGUAUACGCGGAUUUUAUGUCGUACAAGAGCGGAGUUUACCAACACCACAGCGACGAUGUCCUGGGUGGUCACGCGAUCAAAAUCCUAGGUUGGGGCACUGAGAACGGCGUGCCGUACUGGCUGGUUGCAAACUCCUGGAACAAACACUGGGGUGACAAAGGCUACUUCAAGAUUCUCCGCGGAAAGGAUGAGUGUGACAUUGAGGAUCACAUCAACGCCGGUAUUCCCAAGGAAGCCAAAGCGUAUUGAACGUAGAUCGUAAAUGAUAAUAAAAACUACGCGCUUCCUUUUC
This is a messenger RNA of Rhipicephalus microplus (southern cattle tick), 1085 nucleotides long. RefSeq names its product cathepsin B. The record is from RefSeq and is a predicted model, not a curated record. Gene Ontology annotation, molecular function: cysteine-type endopeptidase activity. Gene Ontology annotation, biological process: regulation of catalytic activity; proteolysis. NCBI's taxonomy places the organism in Eukaryota, Metazoa, Arthropoda, Arachnida, Ixodida, Ixodidae.